Molecule: messenger RNA, 1746 nt
Organism: Hymenoscyphus albidus
Lineage: Eukaryota; Fungi; Ascomycota; Leotiomycetes; Helotiales; Helotiaceae
Source: the annotation of a GenBank genome assembly
CAAGCAAUCGACGGUUCGUCGGUUGGGCUGCAGCAGCUGCACCAAGAGGAAGAUCGUCACGACCUCAAUAACACCCUCCAUCAAGCAUCAAAACUGGAGUCGGAUAUCAUAUCUCGCGCCCAAUCGCCUCCUCCCCAGCAUCCCACUUUCGAGCCCUCAGCCUCGAGGCCUGCCUCUCCUUGUCCUCCGCCUUUCUCGUCCCUUUAUACCUCGACCGCUGAAGUCGUCGAAGCAUACAAGACCGCAGUCACAGAAGCUGGCGCAUCAGGGUCCGUACCAGCAUACGCGCCUGUUGCGAGCGGAGCACACCUAGGUUCUAGCUCCCGAGAAGAUAGUAACGUUGUUGCCGAGACCAAAGCAGCUCUCCCCCAAGAUACCAAAGGAGAAUCUUCCAAAAAGGACGACGACGCAGAACCGCCGCCGGCAUAUUCAGAGGGUUCUAGCCCACUCAAUUCUUUCACAUAUCUGAUGGCGGCCGCUGGAGGAGCUGCGAGUAUCAUUACUCAGGUCCAGCAAGGUGGCGCACCACCAAUAAAUACCUUAGGAGGCAUGUAAAUAUUCUGCCAUGGAGAUUGUACAACCAGCUAACGAGCUCAAAAGAUGUCGGCGCAGAUGAAAACAUUACUAUGGACCUUCGGUAUGGAUAUGCUGCCAUUACACUCACGCACACACGCCCUGCUAAUACAUAGACUUAGGGGCCAACGAUUUACACUCUCUCGCGAUGAACUCUUGACUCUACCCGAAUUUGUCCUUUUGUCGCUCUUUCCAAAUGGUCUCCUACCAGAUGGACAUCUGAACACUUUCCAAGAGGGUGAUGCCUUCCAAGUCGAUGUCCGUCCAGCCAAACCAUCCAUUCGCGAUUUGCUUCGUAAUCCUAAUUUUCAUCUUGCUAACCUGACUUUGCAGUACGAUCCAGCUUCCCUUCAGUACAUGCUUGAAUUCUUCCGUAAUAUCGCUCAAACUAUCCCAUCCGGUUCCAACUCGCCGUCGACGGGUCCCGAGGCGGAUGCGAUACCUAAUGAGCCCAUGGCUAGUUCUGCAAGAGAGAUGCUGCAGGAUCGCGCAGGAAUAAUUGUACUAAGGGAGGAUCUAGAUUUCUAUGUUAUUCCUCCAAGAGCAGACAUUGAGCAGAAGGAGAUGAUUGAUAUCAAGAGAGCAGCAGGGAAAGCCUUGUUGAAGCAGGAUGGCAUAUUCUCCGGGCUGAGAAGGAGUGAAGAGACAGGGACUACAGAACAACAUUUAAUUGAGAUGUUGACUGCUGGGUUUGUUUAUGCUAGAUUUUCAGGUUGAGAUGAUACUAACGAUAUGUAGAGGAUUCAACCACGAGGACCACUGGGGUCAUCGCGCAAAUGAACUAAACAAAGCGGUAAUCUGCUCUCUUGCUCUCGCAAGAUUACGAACCGACAUUAGAGGCGCAGAAAUGGGGUCCAACGCAGUAGGAAUGGCACAAAAGCUUCUUUUGUUCUGGCGGAAACCAGCAAGAAGAUGUUGGUGGGAGGGAGUAGAACUCAAUAAUGUGGAAGGAGUGGAUGGGAAACUGAAGGUUUGGAUUAGGAGAGUGUGGACUCUAGAGAUGAGUGUUAUUGGGUUGCGUUAAAGAGGGCAAUUGUGUUUAAUUUCUUUUCUUUUUUGUUUUUUCCUUUGCUUAGUGUAUGUUGUUUAAGAGCUCUUUUUUUUCCUUCUUCCUCCUUUGAUCUUCUGAGAAUGAGCAGAGAGUUUUGGUUUGAUAUUGUUUUACAGCACCCC